AUGAUUCUCCCAGAGUUGUUUCACUACCGAUGUGUUAAGAUCCUAUCCUCUGCGCCACCACCGAUACCGGUGCUAACGAAAAUACGAGUUUACUGCAUCGAGAACUGCAACUUCUACUCCAACUGUAAACCCAUCGGCCAUGUUCAGGAUGGGAGAAGUGGAGAAGAUACCAAAUACGACAGCAUUAAGUCUAAAUGGUUGUGCUCUGAGACAGAACACAGCUCGUCAUGGUGCAAGACAUCCUACUACCCGAACAACCUCUAUUGGUUUCCUCCAACGCUGUGCAAAAAGAAUGAAGAAAGUUUUCACAAUUCCACAUUCUUUCCAUUUGUUGUGAACGUAAGUGACGAGAAAGUCCACUGGAUGUGGAGGCAGUGCUAUGCUUACGAGCGGGCAGCGACCAUAAAGUGGCACUGCAUACUUAAGCAAGAAAACGGACAGCCGGAGAUCUGGAAAAUCGUGUUGGUUCCACUUGGGUGUGUCGGUCUCUUCUUCGUCAUCAUGAUCUUCAGCUUCUGGUUCGCCAACAGACAGAACCAAAGACUCAGUGGAUUUCAGGAUUACGAGCAGAACAUGCUCCAUCCUAGGAUCCGGUUCAUACACGGAUACGCUUCCAGAAAGCCGGGUGGUCGAGGUCAUUACAUGAAACGAGACGAUCAGUUCUACUAUUAUUUCGAUCUCCAGAAGAAGACCAAAUCCAAAGCACCAGUGACAUGA
Molecule: messenger RNA, 717 nt
Organism: Helobdella robusta
Lineage: Eukaryota; Metazoa; Annelida; Clitellata; Rhynchobdellida; Glossiphoniidae
Exons: 7
Coding region: 1-717 (238 amino acids)
Source: RefSeq, a predicted model, not a curated record